Molecule: messenger RNA, 1644 nt
Organism: Penicillium manginii
Lineage: Eukaryota; Fungi; Ascomycota; Eurotiomycetes; Eurotiales; Aspergillaceae
Product: putative amino acid permease
Exons: 1
Coding region: 1-1644 (547 amino acids)
Biological process (GO): amino acid transmembrane transport
Cellular component (GO): membrane
Molecular function (GO): amino acid transmembrane transporter activity
Source: RefSeq, a predicted model, not a curated record
AUGCCCAGGCAAACAAACCCUAGCCACGCUUGCGAAGAAGCUGGUCAUGGUAUCUCUUUCGACGGCAAUGAAAGCAUUGGAAAUGCCUUCAGAGAAGUACAUCAGUUCCACCAAGGUCUACACCAGCGCCAUAUCCAAAUGAUCGCAUUAGCUGGAACAAUUGGAACUGGUUUGUUCCUCAGUUCGGGUCAAGCAAUUGCGACCUCAGGUCCUUUGGGUGCCUUGCUUGGUUAUGCUGUGACCGGACUCGCUGCUUCCAGUGUCGUCAGUGCUGUGGGAGAGAUGGGUUCUCUAGUGCCGCUAAGUGGAGGUGUUGUUCGCUAUGCGGAAUAUUUCUUCGAUCCUGCACUGUCUUUUGCUGAUGGGUGGAAUCAAAUAUACUCAUAUUUGGUAUCCGUUCCUGCAGAAAUUGUUGCCGCGGCGGUGUUGGUUGAAUUCUGGAUCACAGUCAACAGCGCCAUAUGGAUUACUACAUUCGGACUGCUAAUGCUUAUCACCCCAUUGGUGUUUAUCAGAGUCUAUGGAGAAAUUGAAUUCUUCUUCUCCAUGCUGAAGAUAGCACUGAUAAUUGGGAUAAACAUCAUGGCUAUUGUGAUUUCCUGUGGUGGAGGGCCGAAUGGUGAAUCUAUUGGAUUCAGAUACUGGAGAAACCCAGGGCCAUUUGUUCAAUAUCUGGGUAUAGGUGGCUCUCUGGGUCAAUUUCUGGGCUGUUGGUCAUCCUUUUACAACGCAGUCUAUGCUUAUUCGGGAAUUCAGAAUGUCACUGCUGCUGCUUCUGAGCUCAGAGCACCAAGACGAUCAAUUCCAAAGGCUACUAAACGCAUUUUUAUUAGAAUCUUUGCUUUUUAUGUCCUGUCAAUCUUCACAAUUGGCUUGGUCAUUCCGUCGAAUGAUCCCAAUCUUCUUCAAGGGGUCUCCACUCAUCCCACAGCUUCUCAAUCACCGUUUGUUAUUGCUGCUGAGCGUGCUGGUAUCACAGCCGUGCCAUCAAUUAUCAACGCUGUCAUAAUUUCUUCGGCUUGGUCUGCUGGCAAUUCGGACAUACUUUUUGGCUCUCGAAUUCUUUUUGGCUUAUCGGUUCUUGGACAUGGACCUAAAGCUUUCCAGCGGUUAAACCGGUUUGGUGUUCCUUAUGUGUCUGUUAUUCUUUUUGGAAUUUUUAUGAGUUUGGGAUACAUGUCGCUUGAGCAGUCCUCCAGUGGAGUUUUUAGGUGGCUACAGGAUGUUGUAGCUGUCUCUACACUGGUGGACUGGGGUAUCAUCUGCAUUGUAUACCUCCGGUUUUACUAUGGAUGCAAGAAACAAGGAAUCAACCGAUAUGAGGAGCUCCCUUGGGCGGCCCCUUUCCAGCCCUACUCCACCUGGGCCUCACUUACAUUUUUCGUCCUUUUACUACUUACUGGUGGAUACAGUGCAUUUAUACCCGGCCACUGGAGCACUGAGACUUUCAUAUCGUCCUAUAUCAACAUUCCGAUAAUUUUGGUGCUAUAUUUUGGCUACAAACUUUGGAAGAAGACAACCAUUCGUCCUUUGGAGACUAUUCCGAUAUCUGGAUUUGUGCAGUUCUAUCUCUGCCAGGAAUACCCCAAGCCGGAGCCCAAGCCUACGAAGGGUCUGAAAAAACUCAAAAUUCUGUGGUCUUAG